AAAUGUCAGUAACUUCACCUAUCUGUCAAAAACUCAUGUUACAACAGGUUUUACCUUCUUUUCUGUCCAAAAAUGCAUUUGAAAUUUUGGGAAAAAAUACGAGUCUCAGGGAAUUCUUCUGUUGUGGACAAAAUCACAAUUGCCCUUGCUGAAUUUUUCGGAACUGCAAUUUUAUUAUUUAUAGGGUGUUUGGGAUGCACUUACAGAUUUCCAUCGGGGAUUGGAGUCAAAGGAAUAGACGAUUUAUUGCACGGUUCUUUUGCUUUUGGUUUAGCCAUCAUGAUUGCCAUUCAGUGUUUUGGGCACAUUUCAGGGGGGCAUGUUAAUCCUCUCUUAACUCUAGCUGGCAUAAUUGUGGGAUAUGUCCCAAUUGUAGAUUCGUUGUUUUUCUUUUUGGGCCAAUUUCUGGGAGCACUUGGUGGCUUUGGACUUUUGAAACUGUUGAUACCUGUUAAAUACGUGCAUGUGUUAGCACUAAGUACUUCGGAAAAAGCAGCCUCCGACUCUGCUGGUGUUUGCUCUGGUGUUAUGCAUAUCAGAGAUGAAAAUGGUCUUGUUAUGGAGCUUUUGAUGAGUUUCAUCCUAGUCAUGAUAAUUUGUGCUGUCUGGGAUGCUAAAAAUAAAACCAAGACUGACUCUACAGCGCUUCGAGUUGGUCUAGCUGUGACAGGCAUUGCUAUUGCUGCGGGGCCGUACACAGGGGGUCAUAUUAAUCCUGCGAGAACACUUGCUCCUGCUAUUUUGAAUAAUUAUUGGGUUUCGCACUGGGCAUACUGGGUUGGUCAAUUAACAGGUGCCCUUGUGGCUGCUAUACUUUACAGCAUUGUGUUCUCUAGCAGUGAAUCCGGUGAAGCGCCAACGUAUGACGAAGAAAAUAAAUAAAUUUUCAACAGUAUAGUUUUUAUUAUGUUAGUGCUAUUUAUUUUUUUAGUUAGUUGUAGAACAAACUUAUA
Messenger RNA from Tribolium madens (black flour beetle), 953 nucleotides. RefSeq names its product aquaporin AQPcic-like. Gene Ontology annotation, molecular function: water channel activity. Gene Ontology annotation, biological process: transmembrane transport. The coding region runs from base 73 to 882 and encodes 269 amino acids. The record is from RefSeq and is a predicted model, not a curated record. NCBI's taxonomy places the organism in Eukaryota, Metazoa, Arthropoda, Insecta, Coleoptera, Tenebrionidae. The transcript has 6 exons. Gene Ontology annotation, cellular component: plasma membrane.